Messenger RNA from Ylistrum balloti, 1464 nucleotides. Its product is annotated as gamma-butyrobetaine dioxygenase-like. Bases 1 to 1464 code for a protein of 487 amino acids. The record is from RefSeq and is a predicted model, not a curated record. Gene Ontology annotation, molecular function: oxidoreductase activity. Lineage: Eukaryota; Metazoa; Mollusca; Bivalvia; Pectinida; Pectinidae. Gene Ontology annotation, cellular component: mitochondrion. The transcript has 17 exons. Gene Ontology annotation, biological process: carnitine biosynthetic process.
AUGACGUCUGAGAAGUGGAAGGACAUGUGGUUGGAGGAUCUGGUAUCUGUAUCGAAUGGCAUUGAGGUGUGGAUCCAGGACCACUUAGAGACACCGGUCAUAAACUUUAAGUCCAUGAGAGAAAUCAGAUUUAUUCACCUGAACAUGUUGAACUCGGUCUUGAGAUCCGUCUGCAGACAGACAAUCAGCCGCUCUCAACACGGAUUGACCCUGAGUGGACCAGGGACGAGAGUUACUCCUGUUCGCUGGCUCAAGACAAAUGGCAAACUCCUGUCUGCAGUGCAACAGGUGCAGGUAGUGGAUGGCGGGAAAAAGCUAAAUGUCACUUGGGACGACGGUAAAUCGUUUGAUUUCCACAGUAUCUGGCUACGGUUUCAGUGUCCCUGCGCAAGUUGUCGAGAGGAGUCUAGCGGCCUGUUCAGGACCAGACCAGCAGACAUCCCAUUAGGAUUAAAGAUUAAAGACGCAAUUAAGACAGAAACAGGAGAUGUACAGGUGGAAUGGAAGGAGGAACCUCAUCACGGACAUUUUUCACAGGAUUUCCUACAGCAGCACAUUUAUUCCAAGGAACAACUUCAAGCAAAGAAAGAAGAGUCCAAACCCGUCUUUAACAAAACGAAAACUAUCGAGAUUAUGUCAUGGAAAGACGUCGAAAACUCUGAAGAGGCACUUUACCAAUGGUUGCGGACGCUGAAUGAGAAUGGGCUAGCAAAGUUAUCAGAUGUUCCCAUCGAAAGAGACUACCUAGAGAAUGUUAUCAGAAAAAUUGGACCAAUUAUUCACACCCCAUACGGAUAUCUUUUUGAGGUAGCCACGCUUGAUGACCCAGUAAAUGCAUCAUUUACAAGCGUGGCCCUACACUUCCACCAAGACCUGCCGGUGUAUGAAGGACAGCCUGGGAUCCAGUUCCUCCACUGUCUAAGAUUUGACGAGACUGUGAAAGGCGGCGUAACAAGGUUCUUGGACAUGUAUCAAACCCUGGCAAAGUUUCGAGUUGAGCAUCCCAACGAGUUCAAGACACUGUGUAGGGUUCCUAUAUCUAUACAGAUGGAAUACAACAACAGUGACUACCCUGUUCUGAUGUCCAAAAGAAGACCAAUGAUAUACCUUGAUGACCGUGGAGAGGUGAUAUCGGUUGUAUGGCACACGUACAUGCACGCUCCGCUGGAAGUUCCGGAGGAAGAUGUGGAAGAAUUUUACAAUGCUUACCAACUUCUUGGACGAGCGGUCGAGUUCUCGGAGGAAGCAAUUGAAACCAAACUUAAACCAGGAGAGGUGAUUGCGUUCAACAAUAGGAGAAUGCUUCACGCACGGAGCGCGUACGAGGAAGGGGGUUCAGGGCAACGCCACUUCCAGGGAGGAUACCUUAGUGGAGACGAUUUCAAAAGCAGACUCUUGGUUCUUGCGAAGAAAAUGGGAGACUCAAGACCUGCCAUCAGAAUUGGAAAUAAUGACUGGCGAUAA